UGUAGUUAAAGAAACUGUCAUGGUUGCCCCCAUGACCAACGACCAGAGUUGGUUUUUUGCUCUGGCUCUCGGAGUUUCCUUUCUCAAAUGCCUCUUGAUAAAUGCCUACCACUCUACGGAUUUUGAAGUUCAUAGGAACUGGCUUGCCCUCACCCACAGUUUGCCAGUAUCACAGUGGUAUUAUGAGGCUACGUCUGAGUGGACAUUGGAUUAUCCUCCCCUGUUUGCCUGGUUUGAAUAUGGACUAUCACAUAUUGCCAGAUUUUUUGAUAAAGAGAUGCUGGUUGUUCAAAAUCUGAAUUAUGCAAGCGCAGCCACAGUACUUUUCCAAAGGCUGUCAGUUAUUGUGGCUGAUGUGGUCUUUUUUUAUGCAGUCAAAGAGUGCUGCAAAUGUUUGCGAGAAGACAAGGGAAAAGACCUACAUGCGAAACCCUCUUUCAUCCUGGCAGCAUUGUUGCUGUGGAACUUUGGGCUUUUAAUUGUUGAUCAUAUUCAUUUCCAAUAUAAUGGCUUCCUGUUUGGUGUUCUUCUUCUUUCAAUAACAAGACAUUUUCAGAAAAGACACUUGGAGGGGGCCUUGCUGUUUUCAAUACUUUUAAACUUGAAGCAUAUAUAUCUGUAUGUUGCACCUGCCUAUGGAAUCUACCUGUUGAGAUGCUUUUGCUUUACCCAGAACAAUGCAGAUGGGUCUUUGCAGUGGAGAAGUUUAAGUCUUUUACGACUGACAGCACUUGGAGCAAUUGUCUUGUCUACUUUUGCAGUGUCAUUUGGACCGUUUAUAGCUCUGGGCCAGCUUCCACAAGUCUUGUCUCGGCUCUUUCCUUUCAAGCGUGGACUUUGCCAUGCAUACUGGGCACCAAACAUCUGGGCACUUUAUAAUAUAGCAGAUAAAGCAAUUUCGUUCCUGGGUGUGAAAUUCAGACUGCUCGACAUAAACAAACUUCCCAAGGCCUCAAUGACUGGUGGUCUCGUUCAGGAAUUUCAGCAUUCUGUGCUCCCCUCAGUCCCUCCUUUUGCAACCCUUAUAUGUACGUUAGUGUCAAUAUUGCCUGCUCUUUUCAGGAUCUGGCAUAGACCAGAUGGCGCAAGAGGAUUCUUGCGCUGCCUCGUUGUUUGUGCCCUUGGUUCUUUCAUGUUUGGCUGGCAUGUGCAUGAAAAGGCCAUUCUGGUGGCUAUACUUCCUUUGAGUUUGCUUGCAGUGGAGAGCAGAGAGGAUGCCAGGAUUUUUCUCAUCCUCAGUACAACAGGUCAUUAUUCACUAUUUCCACUUCUCUUCACAACACAAGAGUUGCCCAUCAAAAUUUUUCUCAUGUUGCUGUUUACAAUCUUCAGUUUUACUUCGUUGAAAAAGCUAUUCAGGAAGGGUGGAGCUCUGGUGAGCACACUGGAAGCAGUGUAUCUGUUGGGUCUGAUUCCUCUGGAGCUCAUCUGUGAAUUUGUUUAUCCGCUGACUGUCUGGCAGAAGAGUUUCCCUUUUCUCCCUCUCAUGCUGACAUCAGUUUACUGCGCUCUGGGAGUGACAUAUGCCUUCAUUAGACUGUACAUAUCACUUCUGACAUGUUCAAACAAAGCCAAAACACAGUAAACCAGCUGCAAGAUACUGAAAGGCAAUGAAGUUUAAGAGUUAAGAGGAACUGUUUAUUAAGUUUGACAUUCUUAGUGAUUUUUCAUUUGACCAAAGUUAUUGAUGAAUUGUUUGGAUCAGGUUGUGGGAUAUGUAUGUAGUUUUGUACGGCUGUGGUAUGUAGUAAUGUAGGCUAUGGAAAAAAAUCUAUAUUUUUGUAA
Messenger RNA from Paramisgurnus dabryanus, 1785 nucleotides. It is a transcript of the gene alg8, whose product is annotated as ALG8 alpha-1,3-glucosyltransferase. Gene Ontology annotation, cellular component: endoplasmic reticulum membrane. Lineage: Eukaryota; Metazoa; Chordata; Actinopteri; Cypriniformes; Cobitidae. Gene Ontology annotation, molecular function: dolichyl pyrophosphate Glc1Man9GlcNAc2 alpha-1,3-glucosyltransferase activity. The record is from RefSeq and is a predicted model, not a curated record. Gene Ontology annotation, biological process: protein N-linked glycosylation; dolichol-linked oligosaccharide biosynthetic process.